Molecule: messenger RNA, 6617 nt
Organism: Neurospora tetrasperma FGSC 2508
Lineage: Eukaryota; Fungi; Ascomycota; Sordariomycetes; Sordariales; Sordariaceae
Exons: 5
Coding region: 1-6549 (2182 amino acids)
Molecular function (GO): translation initiation factor activity
Source: RefSeq, a predicted model, not a curated record
AUGCCUUGGGGACUUCCCUUCUUUCGGAACCGCACAGAGGAUCAGAACCAGAACAACAAGAAAAAAGGCAACAGCAAGAGCCCGAAGAACGCCAACAAACCCACCAACCGCGUCACCAAGCCCAGAGCUCACUCAACAGGUAACCUGGAAAAGUCCACCAAGUCCACCAUCCAAAAAGCCAUCGACUCCGCGGACAGCUCCAAGUCCGUUCCCAUCACAAACCCUUACGGCUCCCGCCUCUUCGGCACCGAUCCCUCCAACCUCGCCUCCUUCAACUUCCAGCGCCCUACCCCAGCCAUUCCCCUCUCCCCUACAGAACUCGCCAUCAAAAAGCGUGACCAACGCCUAGCCGCUCUCGCCCAGCGCAAAGCGCAAGAAGAACACGACAACAAGCUCCGCCUCGCCUCCCUUCGGCGAGUCGACCCCACCGUGACUCCUCACUCUGACGCCUUCCAAACUAUUCUGUAUUCCAUCCGCACCCACCUGGACUCGCCCACCUCUACCCUGAACGAGCUGCUCAAGUCGCGGUUCAGUCCCGAGGAUCGGGACUUGUUGCUGCCAGCUGAUUGGGAGCAGAAUCCCGUGUUGGCCGAGUUGCAGGGGAAGAACAGCGAGAGGUACAAGAGGUUGGUCAAGGGGGAGGUGAAGGGUUGGCAGAAAAAGGGGGACAACAACGAAGGGUGGGCAAAGGAGGCCGAUCUAGCGUUUAAAUUGACUUGUUUGUACUUUGGAUUGCCGGUCGCACCGAUGGGGUGGGAACAGAGCGAGACGAGGAGAUGGUGGGAGAAGAAGAAGCAGCAGCAGCAGCAGCAGCAGAUGAGUGGUGGUGUUAAGAGCGAAGCGGGGUACGGUGGGCCGGGGUAUGAUGAGGAAGAGGAUGAUAUGGGGAAUAUUGUCAGGAGGCCAAGAGAGGAUCCGAUCAAGUUCUUGAAUUGUUAUGGGAAGAGGGUUUUUGAGAAAGAUGCUGUUCGAGAACCGGAUCCGGUCCUGGAGACGUAUAACGCUCUGCCUAAGUUCCCGCCCACACUUAAGGAACUCGAUCCUGAGGGAGACUACAUAAACGCUGAUGCGUUGCGUGUAGAUAUGCCGGAUAGGUUCGACUUUAGCAUCGGCCUGCGUGGCGGUGGUGAUUUUGAUGAUGAGGAUGAAGAAGAUGAAGACGUCGACGACGCCGUCGACGAGGACGAAGAGUACGAUCUUGAUGAGCCCGUGGAUCUUGUCCCGUCCCCAGAAAACGCCCUCGUCUCUCUUCGCGGCGGAGGUCCUCUCAAGGAAAUCGGCGGCGUCUUCAAAGACAUCGACCGCGGCAAACACCGCCUCUCCACCGAGGCUUUCUUUGCUUUUGCGCAGACUGAUCACCACAAGGAGGGCCUUAAAAGCCGUCUUGAAGGUGAGAGAGGCGGGUUCGAGAAUCUGUGGAUCCCACUCUACGGUUACCAGGGCAUUGUCUGGUUCCGUAUCGACACGCUCAACACCUUUGUUGACGCUGUCGAUCGUCUUUUGGGCUUUGGCGUCCGAGCUGGUGCCUCGUACAAGCUCUACGUGUUCGACAGAAACAAGGAGUACAAGACCCGAGCCCAAAAGGAGGCCUUCCUGCGAAACGACAGGAACUCUCUCGAAGUCGCCUGCAAAGGACCUGGCGACUACAGCAACGACUACAUUGCCUGGAACUGGGUCGUCGGACACCUUGGUUCGCUGGGCGACGACACCAGCGGAUCGCCUCUGGCGCACCAAAAGGUGCUCUUCGUCGCUGGUCCCGGUGAUCCCGUGCCCUAUCAAUGGGAGCCGGCCAACAUGCACAACGUCGCCAAGCUGGUUCUUGAGUGGGACGGCAUGCCGGACAUGAACCGUCCGGACGUCGCCUACCUCCGCAUGCCUAUCGUCGGAGACCCGUCAGCGGCGGAUGUGCACACCAACCAGUUUGCUCCCUGGAUGACACAAGCUUGUCGUGUUUUGUGCGCCGGCCGCAUCCCCAACCGUCCCGGCCAUCCUUUUGUUCCCGAUGUGUACAUUGGCGUCAAAACUACGUUCGACCCUCGCAACGGCGGCAAAGACAAUGCCUACGGCACGUACGGCGGGUUGACCUUCAACUUCAACCAAUGGACUUCCAUCUUGCAAGCCCACAAGGACUCGCGUAACCAACCGAUCGUGCUGCGGGCGUGGACUUCCGAGUCACCUAGUGGACACCUCGACCGUUGGCACCUGUUCGUGCCCGGCGUCUCGUAUGUGUACAGCGACGACUGCGCAAUCUUGCACUCCGAGUUCAAGGACUCCAAGCGCGUCUACGCCAAGAUUAGCAACAUGCUUGAGUCCGGUCUCGGCUUAGAACAGGUGCAGGACCUCAAGCACAUCGAGGUACACCUCCCCGGCGAGUCGUUCCUCGCCGAUGCGCGGGAACAGUCGGAGGUGCUCAUCUCCGUCGACUCAACCGGCAAACUGGACAAGCAGGGCGUCCAACGCGUUGCUGAGCUGCUUGAGCAGUGGUAUAACUGGCUGAAGGAGAAGCCGGGUGUGCCGCCAGCUAAGAACGGCGUGGACAUGUUCCCGCAGUUCAUCACGCUGCAGCCGGUGUAUUGGGACCAUGCCCUGGUCUGCGAUGAGGAUACUGAGCAGUCGUUGGACUGGAAUCCGAGGGAGACGAGCCUCGCGGAGUUCCGCAGGCUGAUUGCGGAGUUGUGGAUCCCCGGAAGGUACUCGGUUGAUUACUAUGCUGAGAGCUCAAGGGUGAGACUGACGCAGAAUGAGCUCGACGGCGCGCCGAUGUUGGUGGUGCUGCAUACUACCACGGAGUUGGAGUGGUACAAGAUUCGGGAUAUGAUUGUUUGGCCGGAGCUGGUUGUGCAGGUCUAUGAUGAUCAGUUUGAUGUGUUUGGUGAUAUCUUCGCCCAGCCUUUUGGUUACCGCGAUAUCUACAAAACGAACGCCAAUCUUCUUUACAGCAGUCUCAAUAACAAGGAUGAUCUUCCCAACGGGAACAUUCUUCGAUUUGGUCGUGACUACCAGCUCUGGGCUGAACAAGUGCCCUGGAGUCAUGGCGAACUGAGGACUAUCCAGCCAUCAGACCACCAGCCUCGGCCUGUCCCUGGUACUACUGCUUCUCAACAGUCUCGGACACCACAGACAGCGGUAAAUCAACAUAACCCAAAUCCGAUGGGUUUCGCCUCCAACCUGCCACCUCCACGUCCCACCCAUACGGGCGUCUUCAGUGCUUCAAGCAAACUGGACAUCAAUGCCAUGAACCCGAGCGAAAAGGGCCGCUUCCUUCGGGAGUUCAGCUAUGCCAACCCGCUCACCGUGGACUUUGUUAAGGGCAUUCCUGUCCACAUCCCUCCCAUCGACCAGCUCCUAGACUGCAAGUUCGAUAACACCCCGCGUCUGGCCAACGGCGUCCUCACGCCCUCGGAAGUUCGCCUUCUCCAACAAAAAUACUUUGAGCUGCGCACCAUCAUGCUCGAACGCGAGGGAAAAUGUCACUUCCCGGGCUGUGACGCCGCCUUCCCCUUCGGCAGCGGCCUCAUGGCGCGACACAUUAAAGCCGCCCACACCGCCGAGAAGUGCAACUUCUGCCACGACCCUCUCUACCAGCACUGGACCGUCGCCCAGCGUUUCCAGCACUUUGCCUCCAAGCACGCCGACAUCCUCGGCGCCCUUCAAACCAGCCGCCCCGUCAACGCCGCCUCCUACGACGACCACCCCAACCCCUUCCAGUUCAAGCGCGAGCUGUCCUGGUUUUUCUGCUGCCGCUGCGGCCGUGACCACUCGGUCUUGUCUGCAAAACUCGACCGCUUCCACCACGACCUCGUCUGCUACCCCGGCGCCGCCCAUCACGAGAUUCACCCGUGGAAGUCCUGCACCGUCUGCGGCCAGCGCAUCAACACCGACGACCCGUCCUCAGCCAAAGCGCACAAGCACCCCGACGUUGCUCGUGGGCCAGGCAUCAAGCCUGAUUUCUGCGCGCAGUGCGGUCUCGAGCUGCGCAGGCUCGAAAUCGCCGACCGCGAGAAACACGCGCAUUUCUGCAGAGGCCACUGCGGCGGCAAAGGCCACAACAGCAGCUCCUUCAACGUCCGCUUCUGUCCCUGGUGCGGGUUGGAGAUGGAGAUGACUACUUCUGCAGACGGAACCAAGGUCGUCGACAGCGUAGCGGCGCAGCGACACAUUGAUUCAUGCGUUAGGAAGCCGCAAGACGACAAGACGACGUUUGGCCCCAUUCACCCUGUAUCCAGCCGUGCUUACUACUACGGGAUUCCCAAUGGCGCAAAGACGGCGCGCGUGGAUGUGCCACAGGGCGUGAUCCCACUCAAGCAGUGGCAGGGGAGGUCGGCGGCGACCGGGGGGAGGCAGCCGUUGAGGGCGAGGAAGGGGGAGAGGGUUGGACCUGCUGGGGCAACGGAUUUGACGAUGGGGACUGUCGUUCCUGCUGGCCUGUUUGCAAAUGUCACACAAGGCGGCCCGGGACCGGCUACUACCGCUGCGAAGACUGCUGCGAAGAAGGCGAGGUUUGCGGAUGUGGUGGAGGAGGUGAAACCUGAGGAGGAGGAGGAGGAAGAUGAGGAUGAGGAGAUGAGUGAUUUGUCGAUUCCGUCGGAGGAUGAGCCGGCUGGGAAGAAGGCUGGCAAACGACCCGCGCGUGCAGGAGGCAAACGAAAGCGGGCCCCUUUCACGUCAGACGACCCUACCUAUAAACCUACUUGGAGUUGGGAUCCAUCAGAUCAUUCUUCGGAGUUCAUGUCUGGUAAGAGUCUUUUUAUACUGUCGGUCUCAGCAGCAAGAUUUAAUAACAAGCAUGCAGAUGAUGAAAGCGUACCGCGCCCAUCGGCAGCCAAGAAAACCAAGACAGUGGCAGAGCCGGAAGUCAAAGUGCCAAAGGUUUCGUUUAGGCCUACGGGCAAGGGAGGCAAGAAGAAGCUGGCGCCGUUCCAGUCGGAGGACCCUAGUUACAAACCUCCGAAGGACCAUUCGGAUGAGUCUGAUGUCUCGGAUGUUGCCGCCGACCCACUUGAUAUCUCACUCUGGCCCCAGCCACAUGAGGUUGUAACAUUUCCCGGUGAUGAAGUAGUUGACGAGUCAGAAGAGGAAGAAGAGGAAGAAGAGGAAAGGGAGCCUACGCCACCACCAACAACCGAGAACUCCACGGCCAAACCGCCCAGGCCUGCCAAAACCCUCGCCCUGACAGCGGCAGCCCAAAAGGCCGCAGCCAAGGCAGCCGCGGCAGCACAGGGCUCCUUCGUUGAGAAAGUCAUUCUCCGGGCCCCGCCCAAGAUUGUACCGACCAUCCAUGGCAUCAGGGAACCAAACUCGGACGCCACGACGUCGAGCUCUGAGGAUGAGGAAGCUUCUGACGAAGAGCCCAAGAAGGGCAAGAAGAAGGCAGCUCCUAAGAAGGCUGCCGCGCGUGGUGGUGUAACCACCAGAGGCAAAGCCAAGCAAGCCGCCGCUGUGGAUGAUGCCGACGAGUCGGAAGAAGAGGAGGAGGAGGGUGGUGAAGAAGGAGAAGAAGAAGCGGGAGAAGAAGAAGAAGCACAAAGCCCCGUGAGCGCCACCGCCCCAGAAGACCAAGACCAAGAAGCAGACGAUCAAGAAAGACCCCCGACUAACCCGUUGCCUGCCCUCAAAGCAAUGAAAGUCAAGGUCCUCCACGCGCCUGACUCCCCCACUUCUACCGGCACCCGGAGCAGAGGUCUAAGCGCCAAAAUGAUGCAACUUCCCUCCGGCUCCGGCUCCGGCGGCGGCAACGAGUCCAACACCAACACCAACUCCACCCCAUCUAAGCUUCGCUCUCGCGGCCGCGGCCGUGCUCAUGGGCGUACUCGUCCCAAAGUCUCUCUCUCUCCCAACCCCCGCCUCUUCGGCAAAGGCACGUCUUCUGACCCUCUCCAACCCUCUCAACCCCCUCCUCAACCCCCUCCUCAACCCCCUCCUCAACCCCCUCAAUCCCCUCAACCCCAAUCCCCAUCCCCCCUUUCUCAACCCCAACCUUAUUCCCAUUACGGCUCCCGCUCCCGCUCCGACCCCCACACCAAGAAACGCAUCAAAAGAUACCAACCCAAAAAACCAAAAGUGGACGUAGAAGAAGAAGUCCAGCGCAUCAUAGAAGGCCAACUCAAAGCAGCCAGACUCGCAAGACAGGAGAGACAAAUGGAAGACUACAGGCUGGCACGAUAUGAGCAGCGGAAAUUACAAAACGUGGACGACGACAACGACAACGACCCCUUUUUGCCGGAUAUGGAUGCAGAAUUAGAUGAGCUGGAGUACAUUAAGCGGCUCAAGCGGAGGAGGCAGCAGGAGAAGGAAGAAGAAGAAGAAAGGGAAAGGAAGAGGUUGGCUAAUGAGCGGGCAAUGGUGAAGAGGUUGAAGAUCCAUGGGUCGAUGGAGGCGGUAGAGAGUGUGAAUGAGGAGAGUGUGAGAGAGGAGGAGAGUGUGAGGGAGGAGGAGAGUGUGAGCGAGGAGGAGAGGCAGGAGAAAAGGAAACGGCCGGGACCGCCGGGAAGAGUAACGGAUGAGACUUUGGAGGCGUUGGCGCGGGAGUAUCCUGGUUCUAUAGUUUAGUAGGUCUUUGGAGAGUAAAUGUGAGUAAGUGAGGAUGUAGGUAAACGGAUUUGGUCUUUGGUUUGGAG